AUGGACAUCACUCGCUGCAUCUACAUUUCCUCCACUGGCUGCUCUCUCUACGUCGACGUAGCGCGGUUCGCCCCCGGGGAUCACUAUCUGGUCGGGACCGUGUGUCUCGCGGCGGAAUGCGCGCCCAGCCUUAAGCUUGAUCUUCUCGAGGCGGUCACGCCUGUACGCAGCCGCGUGGUGGAGUACCUCUACCACUACAACCGGUCCCUCUAUGACGAGUUGGUGGAGGAGGUCCUGCCGGCCUUGCACACGCACUACUCCAAGGACCUCACCCACCACCACUGCGACCCAUUCGACGGACCGACGAGAGAGUUGUUCGCCGGCGAGGAGGGGCAACUGCUGCGGUCCAUUGACGUGGGUCCCGGCGACGACGAAGCCAUCGCGACCUACAGGAACGGAGCGGCCGAAGCGGAGAUGGAGUGGCUGCCUUUCCUGCGGAUGGUGCGCAAGCUGUUCUUGUGGAGCAAGGCGUUGGACCCCUGA
Acanthamoeba castellanii str. Neff is the source of this 483-nucleotide messenger RNA. RefSeq lists its product as uncharacterized. The transcript is spliced from 2 exons. Lineage: Eukaryota; Discosea; Longamoebia; Acanthamoebidae. The coding region runs from base 1 to 483 and encodes 160 amino acids. The record is from RefSeq and is a predicted model, not a curated record.